This is a messenger RNA of Gossypium raimondii (Peruvian cotton), 1669 nucleotides long. Its product is annotated as 7-deoxyloganetic acid glucosyl transferase. The transcript is spliced from 2 exons. Gene Ontology annotation, molecular function: UDP-glycosyltransferase activity. Lineage: Eukaryota; Viridiplantae; Streptophyta; Magnoliopsida; Malvales; Malvaceae. Bases 66 to 1526 code for a protein of 486 amino acids. The record is from RefSeq and is a predicted model, not a curated record.
AACAUUGAUCUUUAAAGCACUUAAAAACUCAAAAUCCCCGUCAAAAAACCAAUCCUGUAAUUUACAUGGAAAUGGAUUCUCCUUCACAAUCUCGUCCUCCACAUGUUGUCAUCUUCCCUCUCCCAUUACAAGGCCAUAUAAACUCCAUGAUUAAGCUAGCUGAACUAUUAGCCCUCGCCGGUUUCAAGCUCACUUUCCUCAAUUCCCACCAUAACCAUGAACGCCUGAUCAAGUUCACCAACAUUGUUGCCUAUUUUAAAAGAUACCCAGGGUUCGAACUCAAGACCAUAACCGAUGGUCUUCCUCUUGAUCAUCCCAGAUCAGGGAAUUGGUUCCUUGAGACGUAUGAAGAAGCCAUUAUAAUGAAAAUCAAGCAGAGUUUUAGAGAGAUGUUGAUGAAUAGCAAUCCACCGGUGGAUUGUGUAAUUGCAGAUGGGUUUUCAGGGUUUGCCAUUGAUGUUGCGAAUGAGCUUGGGAUCCCCAUCAUUGGUUUUCGUACCAGCAGUCCUCGUAGUUUCUGGGUUUAUUAUUCUAUUACUGAUAUAAUCAAAGCUGGGGAGCUUCCUAUCAGAGGAAGUGAAGACAUGGACAGGUUGAUAACAACAGUGCCAGGCAUGGAAACUUAUCUUCGAUGUCGAGAUCUUCCUAGUUUUUGUCGAAAAUCGGACAUUGAAGAUUCAACUGUUCAACUUAUUGUUAAACAAACACGAAAAAGCACUGAAGCCGACGCCUUGAUAUUCAACACCACUGACGAGCUCGAUGGACCUAUACUAUCUCAAAUACGCACUAAAUGCGCUAACAUCUACCCCAUUGGACCCUUACAUGCUCAAUUAAACACAAAACUCAAGGCAAAACAUGGAGAAUCAUUUGAUCAAUUUUCGAAUGCCCUUCGGGAAGAGGAUAAAAGCUGCAUUCCUUGGCUCGAUAAGCAACCAUAUCGAUCUGUUAUCUACGUAAGUUUUGGUAGCAUUACAAGCACGUCAAGGGAUCAACUCGUAGAGCUUUGGUAUGGACUUCUUAACAGUAAAACGAAGUUCUUGUUUGUUGUAAGGCCAGAUUCCGUGAUUGGAAAAGAUGGUGAAGGGGAGGAUGUUGUAAAAGAGCUUAUGGAGAAGAGUAAGGAUCGAGGCUACAUUGUUGAUUGGGCACCGCAAGAGGUGGUCCUGAACCACCAGGCGGUCGGUGGGUUCUUGACGCAUAGCGGGUGGAACUCAACUUUAGAGAGCAUCGUUGCCGGGGUGCCUAUGGUUUGUUGGCCGUACUUUGCCGAUCAACAAGUGACUAGUAGGGUCGUGAGUAGGGUGUGGAAAAUAGGGUUGGAUAUGAAGGAUGUAUGCGAUAGGAAGAUAGUGGAGAACAUGGUGAACGAUGUGAUGGUGGAUCGAAAGGAGUUCGUGAAUUCGGCAACAGACAUGGCUAAGGUAAUCAACCAAUGUGUUAGUAUUGGUGGGUCUUCUUCUAAUAAUUUGGACCGUCUAAUUGAAGAUAUUAGAAUGAAGAGAUUGAAAACCACCAAAAGAUUAUAGUUUCAUAAGGAAAUAAUUUACUUAAAAACAUGUUUGAGGGGUGUUUUAAUCUUCUAUCAAAAUUUAAAGGCAACGAAUCAGAUAUCUAUAAUUUUUGUAAAAUUCGAAUAUAUAUAUAAACUUCACUUUAUCGAUUGAUGCUA